Molecule: messenger RNA, 2071 nt
Organism: Struthio camelus australis
Lineage: Eukaryota; Metazoa; Chordata; Aves; Struthioniformes; Struthionidae
Product: claudin-22
Biological process (GO): cell adhesion; bicellular tight junction assembly
Cellular component (GO): bicellular tight junction; plasma membrane
Molecular function (GO): structural molecule activity
Source: RefSeq, a predicted model, not a curated record
AGCAGAAGCUUGUCUGCAAAAGCAAGCAGUUUAGCCCUUCUAUGCCCACUAAAAAUGAACUUGGUCCACAGAGGCAGGCUGCAGUUAGUUGGAUUACUGUUGUCUGUAGUAGGAUGGAUUUUAACUGGUGCCUGUAACUAUUUGCCAGACUGGAAAAAUCUCAAUUUAGACUUAAAUGAACUGGAGACCUGGACCAUGGGACUCUGGCAAACCUGCAUAGUCCAAGAUGGAGGAGGAACACAGUGUAAAGAUUUUGAUUCUUUCUUAGCUUUGCCUGUAGAAUUCAAGAUUUCCAGGAUUUUAGUAUCUACAUCAAAUGGACUAGGACUUGUGAGCCUUGUGAUUGCUAGUCUUGGUUUGGACUGCCUAAAGAUGGAGGCUUCAGAGCAGAAAGUGAAGAAACGGCUGCUACUACUUGGAGGAAUACUGCUAUGGAUGUCUGGUGUUCUGGCCUUAGUCCCUGUUUCUUGGGUUGCCCAUGUUGUCAUCCAGGAAUUUUGGGAUGAAGAUAUUCCAGAGAUUGUGCCCAGAUGGGAAAUGGGGGAUGCAAUGUUCAGUGGUUGGUUUGGUGGCUUUUUUAUAAUUAUAGGAGGAUCCUUACUCCUCUCCACCGUCUGCUCAUCAACCGACCAUCCAUUACCAGAGCAGUAUACAAUGGCAACUACGCAAGAUACCCAUCAACAUGUGGAAACUGAAAAUAGAAGAUUUUUAAAAAGGGUAGAUACCAGGUUUUCAGAUUUUAUUCUUGCAUUACAGUAAGAAAGGUCUGCUGACCAGAUAGGUUACUGUUUACAAGAUAUUAGGGGCAUGUUUUUCUUACUGUACACUUCCUUUAAUAACUACUUACUACUUUAAUUACUACUUAAUCUUAAUUAACUGAUGAGCUAUACAGAUCUGAUUAAGUCACCAUGCUUUCUUCCAAAACCUGAUCAAGUGCUGCUUUAGGAUAGAUGAGCAUAAAAUUUUGGAUCUCUGGGGCUGCAUGGAGGCUUGACUUUGUAUUACCCCCAUCGACUCAGAGGGUCUGCUUCAAUGUCUUGCUUGCAACAAUAACAUUAGCUUAAGUCCUCAGACAGUUUGUAGUGCCGGCUCAAAAUGCAUUACAAAGAAUGAACAAGGUAUAAUCUUAAAUGAAAUUCCACAGACCUUUACCAUUUAUACUAGCAUAAAGUAAACCUUCUCAGACAAUGUCACAUAAUACAAUAUUCCCCUUUGUUUGUGAGAGAGCGAGAAUCGACAACUGAACAUAUCCCAGCACAAGCUCUCUCCAAGGAAAGCCAGGUCACAGUGUUCUUGAAUUAUAAGAUGCUGUCUGGUGGAGAGCUGACCUUUGCUCGUUGCUAUUGCAGUUUUUACUUAAUGAAUGUAAAGAACUAACUUCCAAGUAUAUGAAUCACUUUUCUCUUUAACUUAUCCUAAGACUUGUCAGUGAUUGAUGUGAACUUUCUAUAAAUUGCAAUGGCUUUAAGUUGACAAAGCUGUAGCAACCAUCUGUUUCUGCAAAGAACAUAAUAUAGAGACAUAAAACAGCAAUAAAAGAAUGAAAUAAAACGCUAGUCUGGGAAAGAGCUUUGUUUUUAAAAAAAAAAAAUGUAUUUUCCAAUCACUGAAACACAUGGAAAGUGCAGAGACAAGUUAAUCUAUGUGAUGUAUUUGCAUACUCUUACAGACAAAAUUAGAACAGAAACACAUUCAGAAUAUAACCUGAUUAAAUAUUUAGUUCAGUCCUGAGCAUUUGAUAUUUAAUACAGUAUAAACAUAGCAAUAGUAAAAAGAGCUUAAAAUUAUUUGAUUUGUAUCCUAUUAAAAUUUCUGCUAAAAUUUGCUCAUUUGGCUAAAUAUUCUUGUACCAGUAAUAUUUAGAUUUUGAUACAUGCAACUGUGGUGACAUUGGUACCUGGAAACAGAACUAAUUACAUUCGUUAUGCCCUGCUGUGCAGAGUAAAUUCUACUUAAAAAGUAGUAUUUGUAAGUUUAAACUGACAGGGGUUUAUCCGUAUGCAUUUUAGUUUAUUGUAUUGAGUGUUUCACGUAUGAAUAAUUUGAAUUAAUUUAAAAAAAGAAAAAAAAA